This is a messenger RNA of Ostertagia ostertagi, 764 nucleotides long. The record is from the annotation of a GenBank genome assembly. NCBI's taxonomy places the organism in Eukaryota, Metazoa, Nematoda, Chromadorea, Rhabditida, Trichostrongylidae.
AUGAUUCGAAGUUCCCACGGCAACGGCAACGAAAUGAGUGACACUGAAAGUAUGGCCAGUUCACUCGUCUAUUCCGAGGGUAUGACAAUCUUAGAUGAGAGGCCGUCCCACUACUCCACACAACAGCUAAAAUAUCUGCCUGGACACAGCCUUGACAAUCCGUCAUACAAGCCGAGGCGUGUGCUCGUCAGACAUCGUGACGGCAGACUGUUGUCGGGAUGUGGUGGUGACGUGGAGGUGUUCCAUCCGAUGGAGCUGGAGCGUUCACAAAACACCGGACUACCAAUUCGUGGUACUGUGGCGACCGUAUUCGGUGGCAAAGAUACGGUAAUCGGUAUCAAAGCGGUCGAAGGAGGAGAUCACUUCCUCGUACACGGCGAACAGUACUGCUGCUUGCUCCAUCAGUCGUACCUCGUUGAGGGUGGAGUGGUGCCGGAACAUCGGGUGCUUCGGCUGCCGUCUCCAAUUCGAUCGCUCAACGUCGAACGACAUGGAAAGAAUGACCUCCUUCUCUCAUUUCUUCUCGAAAGUGGAAUAUUCCACUACAGUCUCAGCACAAACAUGGAGGACACGUCCUUCGAAUGUUUACAAUGCUAUCGUUGCACGCGUCCAAUUCAAUCUGGACUACUGUGGCGAGAUGGCGGAAUUCUUCACGUAGCCUACUAUGACGGUUUCAUCCGCGUCGGUAUCAUCAUCGAAGAGUACGACGACAUGCUGCUUGUUCAGCGUUUGUCGGUCUCCAAAAACAACGUGAAUACACUGUU